UACAACGACGAAAGGGAAAGGGAAAGGGAAAGGAAAAUGACAUCCUAAUCGGGAGCUUUUCACACGAAGGCGAUUAAUUUCUCUGUUUCUUCGAAUUCGAAUCCUCUUUCUGUCGCUCUCAGAAUUUCACCAGCUCAAGAUUCUUUGAAAUCUUUUCCUUUUCUUGCUUUUGCAGACACUCCCUGCUGUGUUAGCAAAGCAGUAGCAGAGAAAGAGAGAGAGAGUUCCUAGCCAUGGCCAAAAGCUCCUUCAAGCUCGAACAUCCCCUUGAAAGGAGGCAGGCAGAAGCUUCUCGAAUCAGGGAGAAGUAUCCUGAUAGAAUACCGGUUAUUGUGGAGAAGGCUGAACGAAGUGACAUACCUGACAUUGACAAGAAGAAAUAUCUGGUUCCUGCUGAUCUGACUGUUGGGCAGUUUGUAUAUGUAGUCCGGAAGAGGAUAAAGCUCAGUGCCGAGAAGGCUAUAUUUAUCUUUGUCAAGAACAUCUUGCCACCAACUGCUGCCAUGAUGUCUGCUAUCUACGAGGAAAACAAAGAUGAGGAUGGUUUCCUUUACAUGACGUAUAGUGGCGAGAACACUUUCGGAUCUUUCUGAGUGCUGUCAAGCUGAAUUAUAUAUGUAAAUAAAGCUUUUAAGACUCAGAUUGAGAUUAUGUACAUUCUUUGCUGUCAGCUCUUAUUACUUCAUCCCAACUUGGCAACUUUGAGGCUCUCUCUUAAGAACUCGGUUCAAGACUUCAAGUUUAUGCAGUAAAUAUAAUGUGGUUUCUCCUUGCUCUUGCAAUAAAUUUUCUUGUAGACCUAUAAUUGUAUAAUGAUGACCCUUUAGGGUGGAUGCCUGUGUUGCAUUUGUGUUUCCAAACUUCUUGAAUAUAUUAUUUGAAACUUGGCAAACUUGAUGGUA
Messenger RNA from Alnus glutinosa, 902 nucleotides. RefSeq names its product autophagy-related protein 8C-like. The record is from RefSeq and is a predicted model, not a curated record. Bases 234 to 593 code for a protein of 119 amino acids. Lineage: Eukaryota; Viridiplantae; Streptophyta; Magnoliopsida; Fagales; Betulaceae. The transcript has 6 exons. Gene Ontology annotation, biological process: cellular response to nitrogen starvation.